GACAAUCAGAGGCAGGCAGAGGGUGUUUCUCCACGGCAUCCCAGCCAGGGACAGCUGACUGGUUGGGAUCUAAUUGCUCUCAAGUGAGGUCAGCAAGAGGCAUUUAUCUAAGCAGAGUGCACAGCGACAGUGGAAGAUGCACAGCGUCAGCCUGCCAGCAUCAAGGAGACAUCCAUGGGAAUUGACAGAAGCUCCCAGCUCUUGCUUAGCUUUACUGCAUAACUGGGCUUGGUUUACAACAGCGACUACAGCGUUUGAACUUAAGAGCUUUCAAAUCAAAACUCUUGCUGAAAGGAAACACACCUUUGACAUCUCCUGUCAUCACUCAGAGCACAUUGACAUCCUGAAUAACAUUUCCUGAACUGGAUUAUGACAUCCCUUGUCAGACUAUACUCAAAAGAGGAAGACUAAAGAGAGACAUUAUCUCACAAAACUGUCACCUGUCUUUUUCUUCACACAAGUUUCCAGCUUCAAGCAACCCCAACCAGCUUCGCAAAAUUUUCUCCACUGUGCCGCAACAUCCCACUAGGACUCCCUGCUGCAGGAACAGGGAUCCGGAGGUCACAACACAAGGGUCAGAAUCAGGGGUCAGGGGGUCGCUGGGCUGAGGGAUAGCACACAGAUCUCUAUCUCACAUUUCAGUAUGUUGUUCAUUGAUCCCCACUGCAUUGUAUUAUAAUGCACAAAUGGAUGCUGACAUGGAACCUUCAAAAUCUGUUCUCGGGACUGUACCUGCAAGCAGUCUUCCUGUUCGGCAGUGUGUGUGUGGUCUACAGUGACUGCACUCCAGAGCAACUUGCCGCCAUCAUGAACUGCUCCAGACACGAGCGGCACACCAGGAACUAUGACUACAUGGAGGGAGGAGAUGUGCGCAUCCGACAGCUGUUCAGCCGCACGCAAUGGUUCCUAACAAUUGAUGACAAUGGCAACAUCAAUGGGACUCAAGAUCCUACCAACUGCCACAGCAUCCUGGAGAUCAGGACAGUGUCUGAGGGCGGAAUACUGGCUAUCAAGGGUGUGAAGAGUCAGUAUUAUAUCUCUAUGAACAAGGCUGGACAGCUGCAAGGCAAGAGGAUCUACAGUGAAAACUGCAACUUCAAGGAGGUUUUCCUAGAAAACUACUUCAAUGCUUACUCCUCUGCAAAGUGGACUAAAAAUGGAAAAGAAAUGUUCAUAGCCCUGUCACAGAAGGGAAGGCCAAUGCGAGGGAAGAAGACCAGGAGGGAGCACAUAGCAUCGCACUUCAUCCCGAUGAAGUGCAGGGAGGAGGAGAGGAGGGUGGAAUGAAAGAGCAGAGGACUAAUGAGUCGCAAACUGUGCAUGAUUUCAGUCACAUAUUUUAUACGUUAACAGACACAUAUAAACUCAUUACCAACAUCACCCGCCACUCUCCUCCAUUUGUAGAUUUGUGAUUACGUUCCAUAAUAUGCUGUAACUUCAAUAACAGUUAUUAGAUGGGCACAUUAAACUACCCCAAACAUCCUCAAAUAAGAUGCAAGAAAAUACUGAAAUAUUUGAAAAACUUCGACUGGUAUACAAACUGUAAAACCACUAAAGUCUAUUGAAUGUUAUUGUUACUUUGAGUUAAAUAUUACAUUUCCUCAUGAAACAGUUAUAUAAAAACAGUAAAAUGUAUUACGCACAGUCAGGACUGCAUCUUUUUCCAUAUAUGAUCUACACCAGGCCUGAUGAGGAGACCUGUAUAACCAGCAGAAAGGUCCAGAAAAGAGAUUUGGCCUGACCAAGAUUUGCUGGAGCAAGCUGGACUUGUCUUUUUUAAUGGUACAAGUGCUCAAAGCACACAAAACAGAACCACAGUGAAUUACAGCAGCAUAUUCAGUAAAAUGAGAGCACAAUCUGCUUGUGAACGAUCCAUUUGCAGCUGUCUGCCCUUCCUGCAUUGACAACUCUGGUCAAAUACAUUGUAGUUGUUCACUGAUUCCCUCUUCAUUAUCAAGGUGUGAUUUGAAAGUAUUCUGCUGCUGAAAAGAUUUCCAGAUUUUGGUGAACAACACGAUUAUGUAUGCUAUUCAGUCUCUUAGUUAAUAAUCUUGUACACUAAAAGAUCAUAUAUUUAUUUAUAAGAAGAUUAUGUUUGUUUGUGUUAAGACAUUCCCAUUUUUACUUAAUAUGACUAAGACAAAAAUGUACCCAAGAGGUCCAUUUAUAUUUUGCCACCAUUAAUCAAAUACUCAUUUCAAUCUCCAAGGCUGUCUUCUUUGCAUAUCAUUGCAAUGUCCCAAUACUGGUGACUGAUAUAUGUUAGAGUGUCCCUUUUCCUUAUAAUGUGCAUUACUCUACUUUACUGUGCAGUUGUUGAAGAGCAGUAUUAAAGGUCCAGUGAGUGGGAUUUAAGGGGCAGACUACAAUAUAAUAAUAAUUAUUAUUGUUGUAAUUAGCAUAUAAUCACGUGAAACUAUAAGAAUUGUUUCAUUAAUUUAGAAUAAGCCUUUUAUAACUACAGAAGGGAGUGAGUCCUCUGCCACAAAGCCCACCAUGUUGUGUUUUAGUGGCUGUCGUUGGGGGGGUGGGAGAUGGGGGGGGGCGGGGGGUUUAAAUUGUUACAUACCAUUAGAUCCCGCUAAUCCUACACAAUGGACCUUUAAAGAUCAAGUUUUUGACCACUAGGGCAUGUAAAAAACAAUCUCGCCGCACUAGCUUUUCAAGUUCCUUUUGGUUAACAUGUUAAAGAGCAAUUACCUAUCUAAACAUCCAGUAAAAAAACAGUAAAAUGAAGACGAAAAUGGUGUCAUUUUUCCAGUAUUCACAAGUAUUGUUUCCUGCGUUGGUCUGCUUUCAUUAACAACCACUCUGCAUGUCGGCAAGCCAUUAAUCCAUACCUGACACCUGGUGAUGUACAGCCCACAUCUGUGAGGACUGUUGAUUGGCGAGUAUUAGCGAGCCUUUAACAUUACGGAAAGUGUGUUUAUUUAGUGUUAGUGUAAAAUAAAAAAAAUAUAUAUAUAUAUUGCUUCAUGCAACUUCAGGAAGAAAAUCUGCAUGUGAACUAUGCCUUAACUGCACCACGUAUGAAACUAUGAAGCUGAGCAGCGAGCUCUGGAGCAAGGUGAAGAGAGAAUUGUAUUCUGUUGACACACUGUGAUUAAAAAUUCAACACACCCUCAAUAACUCAAUAAAUCAUAUUUAAGAAAUAAAUGUGUUUUUUAC
Scatophagus argus is the source of this 3168-nucleotide messenger RNA. RefSeq names its product fibroblast growth factor 7 (gene fgf7). Gene Ontology annotation, biological process: animal organ morphogenesis; positive chemotaxis; positive regulation of gene expression. Bases 679 to 1287 code for a protein of 202 amino acids. The record is from RefSeq and is a predicted model, not a curated record. Gene Ontology annotation, cellular component: cytoplasm. Lineage: Eukaryota; Metazoa; Chordata; Actinopteri; Scatophagidae. The transcript has 4 exons. Gene Ontology annotation, molecular function: type 2 fibroblast growth factor receptor binding; growth factor activity.